Messenger RNA from Vigna unguiculata (cowpea), 2126 nucleotides. RefSeq names its product laccase-11-like. Gene Ontology annotation, cellular component: apoplast. Gene Ontology annotation, molecular function: copper ion binding; hydroquinone:oxygen oxidoreductase activity. Gene Ontology annotation, biological process: lignin catabolic process. Lineage: Eukaryota; Viridiplantae; Streptophyta; Magnoliopsida; Fabales; Fabaceae. The record is from RefSeq and is a predicted model, not a curated record.
UAUUUGGUUUACAAGUUUUUACUCACAGCUCAUAGAAACUUAAAAGUACUACCUAAUCAGACUAUGGUGUUGAUAAUUCUUAAUGCAACAAACUGAUAGCCCAUAUCUUACCUUCUCCCCGUUCAUAAAUACCCCAGCACAUGCAACACUUCCUGCAUCUCAACAAGCCAAGAUAUCGAACAGAACUUGGACACAAAAGACGAAAUGGCGAGCUUGGGGUGUUCUAUGUCUGUCUUAACCUUUUUCUUCUUUGUAUUUGUUGGCUUAAUGUCUUCUUCAUCUGAAGCUUCCGUAAAGAAAUACCAGUUUGAUAUUCAAGUGGCGAAUGUGAGUAGAUUAUGUCAUGCAAAGCCCAUUGUAACGGUAAAUGGGAGGUUCCCAGGGCCAACUAUAUAUGUCAAUGAAGGAGAUAGAGUGCUGAUCAAUGUUACCAAUCAUGCACAAUACAACAUGUCGAUUCACUGGCAUGGACUUAAACAAUAUCGUAAUGGUUGGGCGGAUGGACCAGCUUAUAUCACACAGUGCCCAAUUCAGUCAGGAAGAAGCUAUACUUACGAUUUCAAUGUUACUGGUCAAAGAGGAACACUAUGGUGGCAUGCACACAUUCUAUGGCUGAGGGCUACUGUGUAUGGUGCAAUAGUGAUUAUGCCUGCACCUGGAACACCAUUUCCUUUCCCACAGCCAGACAGAGAGUUUGAAAUUCUCCUGGGUGAAUGGUGGAACAAUGACGUGGAAGAGAUUGAAAAUCAAGGGAACCGAAUGGGGUUGCCACCAAAUAUGUCAGAUGCACAUACGAUCAAUGGGAAGCCAGGACCACUAUUCCCGUGUUCUGAGAAGCACACAUUUGCAAUGGAAGUAGAACAAGGGAAGACUUAUCUUUUGAGAAUCAUCAAUGCUGCCCUCAAUGACGAGCUUUUCUUUGCCAUUGCUGGUCACACUUUGACGGUGGUGGAGGUUGACGCUGUUUAUACCAAACCCUUCUCCACUCAAGCUAUACUAAUUGCACCUGGUCAAACCACAAACGUUCUUGUCCAAGCCAACCAAGUUGCAGGUAGAUAUUUCAUGGCCACCAAGGCCUUUAUGGAUGCUCCAAUUCCAGUUGACAACAAAACUGCCACAGCUAUACUCCAAUACAAAGGCAUCCCAAACACUGUCCUCCCCAUCCUUCCACAAUUGCCAGUUAGCAAUGACACAAGUUUUGCUUUGAGUUAUAACAAGAAACUAAGGAGCCUGAACUCUGCUCAGUAUCCUGCUAAUGUUCCUCUCAAAGUUGAUAGAAAUCUUUUCUACACUAUCGGUUUAGGCCAGAAUUCUUGUCCCACAUGCCUCAAUGGGACUCGGAUUCUUGCUUCAUUAAACAAUGUAUCUUUUGUGAUGCCCAAAACUGCGCUUCUCCAAGCUCACUACUUCAAUAUCAAGGGGGUUUUCAGAACUGAUUUCCCUGACCACCCUCCAACCCCUUUCAACUAUACUGGUGCGCCACUAACCGCCAAUCUUGCCACUUUAACUGGCACAAGAGUUAGUAAGAUUGCUUUCAAUUCCACGGUGGAGCUAGUUUUGCAGGACACCAAUCUUCUCAGUGUUGAGUCACAUCCAUUCCAUCUUCACGGGUAUAACUUCUUUGUUGUUGGAACUGGGGUUGGUAACUUUGAUCCUGCCAAAGACCCUGCCAAGUACAACUUGGUAGAUCCUAUUGAGAGGAACACAGUUGGGGUUCCUACGGGCGGUUGGACUGCAAUUCGUUUUCGGGCAGAUAAUCCAGGUGUUUGGUUCAUGCAUUGUCAUUUGGAGCUGCACACUGGUUGGGGGUUGAAAACGGCUUUUGUUGUGGAAAAUGGACCAGGACAAGAUCAAUCUGUUCGGCCUCCACCGAAGGAUCUACCAACAUGCUAACCAUCCACGAAGAUAUACCCAAAGUUAAAUUCAAUAAAAAACUUUUAAAUAUUUUUACUUUAUUGUGUCUUUCUGCUCAACCUUGCUGUGAAAAAUGCAGAAGGUUUUUAACUGUGUGCUAUAAAAAGAGCAGGAACAAUAGUGAGGAGUGAUUUUUAGGAAUUCUUUCAAUUAAAUUUCAAAAAAAGAAUAAAUGUGUACUCUUUCGUUAUUCAAUGAGUAUUGCUUCUUCA